This is a messenger RNA of Polyodon spathula (Mississippi paddlefish), 414 nucleotides long. Its product is annotated as profilin-3-like. Gene Ontology annotation, biological process: positive regulation of actin filament bundle assembly; actin cytoskeleton organization; regulation of actin filament polymerization. Gene Ontology annotation, cellular component: cytoplasm. Gene Ontology annotation, molecular function: actin binding. Bases 1 to 414 code for a protein of 137 amino acids. Lineage: Eukaryota; Metazoa; Chordata; Actinopteri; Acipenseriformes; Polyodontidae. The transcript has a single exon. The record is from RefSeq and is a predicted model, not a curated record.
AUGGGUGACUGGAAAGAUUACAUUGGCACCAUUCUCAAGGAAAAGGAUGUGGAAGAUGCUGCCAUCGUUGGAUAUUCGGAUAACAAAUCGGUGUGGGCAUCCAAACCGGGCGGACUCCUGGCUGCCGUAACCCCGCAAGAGGUUGAGGUGCUGGUGGGGAAAGAUCGGACAAGCUUCCUCAGUACCGGCAUUACCAUUGGGGGGAAAAAAACCUCGGUUAUAAGAGACAAUCUCUUGAAAGAUGAUGAUGCAGCCUUGGAUGCCAGGGUCAAAGGAGGCGACGGAAAGUCCCUAGCUGUAGGAAAGACGGGGAAAGCUCUGGUAUUUCUCAUGGGAAAGAAGGGCGUCCACGGGGGGGUACUCAACAAGAAAGUCCACGAAAUGGUCAAGUACCUCAAAUCGAAAGGCAGUUAA